Molecule: messenger RNA, 3251 nt
Organism: Trematosphaeria pertusa
Lineage: Eukaryota; Fungi; Ascomycota; Dothideomycetes; Pleosporales; Trematosphaeriaceae
Product: sodium transport ATPase 5
Exons: 4
Coding region: 13-2985 (990 amino acids)
Biological process (GO): calcium ion transmembrane transport; intracellular calcium ion homeostasis
Cellular component (GO): plasma membrane
Molecular function (GO): ATP hydrolysis activity; P-type calcium transporter activity; ATP binding
Source: RefSeq, a predicted model, not a curated record
UGGGCGAUUCUCAUGAGGCAGGCGUCCAACAGCCUCACUCUCGUCCUCCUCAUCACUAUGGGAUUGAGCUUUGGCAUUAGUGACUACAUUGAAGGCGGUGUUAUCACUGCCGUCAUUCUCCUCAACAUUGUCGUCGGAUUCUGGCAAGACUACAAGGCCGAGAAGACGAUAGAAUCACUCAAAAAGCUUACUGCGCCCGAGUCCUUGGUCAUCCGCGAUGGAGACAUCAUCAAGGUCAAGGCCGUGGAGCUUGUGCCCGGCGACAUCGUCCGGCUGGCUGCUGGUAACAUCGUCCCAGCCGAUCUACGGCUUGUCGACGGCGUCAAUGUCUCGACAGACGAAGCCUUCCUCACUGGAGAAGCGCUGCCUGUAGACAAGACCCCUCACCUCAUCUUCAACCAGGAUGUUGGCACUUCCGACCGAACAAACCUCGCAUAUGCUGGAAGCGAGAUGAAGCAAGGUCGAUGCACCGGUAUCGUUGUCGAGACCGGAAUGCGAACCGAAGUUGGACAGAUCGCACAGAUGCUGCGUCAGAAGGGCGACCAGUCCACUACCCAGACUCCCUUGAUGAAGCUCUGGAAGAAGUUCACCAAGACCGGGAAGUCCAUUCUUGGACUUGAUGGAACCCCCCUGCAAAUUGGCCUGAGUAAAUUCGCCCUCUUGCUUUUCGCCCUUGCCAUCCUGCUUGCCAUCAUUGUAUUCUCUGCAAACAAAUGGCAGGUGGGCGGCGAAGUGCUCAUCUAUGGUAUUUGCGUCGCCGUGGCCGUCAUCCCGGAAUCGCUCAUUGCCGUGCUCACCAUCACCAUUGCGAUCGGUGCCAAGGCUAUGGCGAAGUCUAACGUCAUUAUCCGUGUCUCCUCGGCCAUUGAGGCAGUUGGUGGUGUCACCAACAUUUGCUCCGACAAGACGGGGACGCUGACCCAAGGCCGAAUGAUUACACGAAAGGCGAUAAUCCCGGGGUUUGGGACAUUGUCCGUUGAGGACACUACAGAUCCUUACAACCCAACCAGCGGCUAUGUCACUCUAGACGGCGAGCGCCUAGACCAGGAUGACUACAUCCCGAACACGGCCUCCACUCGCUUUCUUCGAACCAUUGCUCUCUGUAAUGAGGCGAAAGUCACCCCUUCGGUCGAUUCGUGCUCCUCCGUCAGCAACGAAAGGAACGAAAAGGACCUCGCUGCCGGUGUCCUUAGUGAUGAUGAUGGAGACACCGAUGCUUCAACCCUGCAAUCUGCCACCAUCACUCGCCCUACCACGGCCUCGGGUCAGAGCACGAUGGGAUCGCGCGGGCCGUGGAAGGCGAAUGGAGAACCCACCGAAGUUGCACUGCAGGUCCUUGCUAUGCGUUUCAACAUGGGCAAAGAGCAAUUGCUCGCUAGCCUAAACGUUGCGCUUGCCGCUGAAUUCCCAUUUGAUUCGACCAUCAAGAGGAUGACCGUCGUCUACGAAGACAAGCAAGCCGGUCACCUCGAUGUCUACACCAAAGGUGCCACUGACUUCAUGCUUCCAUGCCUUGCUAUCCCCGACGACGAAAAAGCUGAGAUGUACAAGACGGCAGAGUCGAUGGCUAACAACGGUCUCCGCGUACUCUGCAUUGCGCACAAGAUCUUGGCGCUCGGAACGAACUUGCUCCAUCGCGAUGCAGUCGAAAAGGAUCUGAAGUACAUCGGUCUCGUCGCCAUCUACGAUCCACCUCGUCUCGAAACCAAGGGCGCCGUUCGCGAAUGCCAAAUCGCAGGCAUCACUGUUCACAUGCUCACCGGCGAUCAUAUCGGAACGGCUGAGGCUAUUGCCCGCGACGUCGGCAUCCUGGAUCCCACUUUACCUCCCGAAGAAGCCAAGAAGGCUGUCAUGCUCGCAACGGACUUUGACCGAAUGAGCAAUGAAGAGAUUGACAGAAUGGACAUGCUUCCCCUAGUCGUCGCUAGAUGCAGCCCUCGCACGAAGGUCAACAUGGUCUCGGCUCUCCACAGGAGGAAGCGCUUCUGUGUCAUGACCGGCGACGGCGUGAAUGACUCCCCAGCACUAAAGAAUGCGGAUGUCGGCAUGGCCAUGGGUACAGGCAGUGAUGUCGCGAAAGAUGCUGCUAAGAUGGUUCUCACAGAUGAUAACUUCGCCUCGAUCGUCAAAGCGGUAGAGGAGGGUCGUCGCCUGUUCGACAACAUCCAAAAGUUCCUCAUGCACCUACUCAUCUCCAACAUCUCCCAAGUAAUCCUCCUCCUCAUCGGCCUCGCCUUCAAAGACACAGACAACCACUCUGUCUUCCCGCUGUCACCCAUUGAAAUCCUCUGGGUCAACCUCAUCACCUCUUCGUUCCUCGCCAUCGGCCUCGGUAUGGAAGAAGCCCAGACAGACGGCAUGUACCGGCCGCCACAUGACCUCAAAGUCGGCGUCUUCACUAAAGAACUCAUCGUCGACAAGUUCAUCUACGGCUUCUUCCUCGGCAGCCUGUGCCUCAUGAGCUUCUCUGUUGUGGCGUAUGUCGGGCCAGGUGGCGGCAACUUGGGAAGUGGGUGCAACGAAGGGUGGAAUGAGAGCUGUGACGUUGUGUUCCGCGCCCGCGCUACGACGUACGCUACUAUCACCCUCCUCCUUCUCGUUACCGCCUGGGAAGUCAAACACUUCUCCCGCUCGCUGUUUAAUCUCUACCCAGACUCGCGCGCACCACCAGGCCUGUCCGUCUUCCCGACCGUCUGGCGCAACCGCUUCCUCUUCUGGGCUGUUACUGCCGGCUUCAGCAUCAUGUUCGCCAUCGUUUACCUACCCAUUAUCAACCGCGAGGUGUUCAAACACGCCGCCAUCACGUGGGAGUGGGGUGUCAGCUUCGGCGCUGUCGCCAUCUACGUGGCAGCUAUUGAGAGUUGGAAGGCGGUGAAGAGGAGGUUCGGCAUUUGGAGUGGGAAGCAUAAGGUGCUUCGACGAGAGGAUGCCGAGGCGAGAGUUGGAAUGAGAGGUGGCGAGGUGAGGGAGAAGGCUAGGAACUAAACCUGGUGGAGGGUGUUGACGGGAACUGAUAGACAGGGUGUGGUGUGUAUGUGGAAGAGGAAAGGCGAGGGGGAUAAGGGAGGGAGGUAUCAGACUGACAUUGCACUCGUUGGGAGGUUUCUGUCAUCUUGGGCGUCGACGAUCUCUUCGGCCGUUUAGAGCUCUCUGUUGGAUCGACCCUGGUCUGUCUCUACCGGGGUCUCCUUUUGAUGGUUCGGUUCGGAUUCUCAUUCAUUCAUUUAGCUUCACGGUCGCUCCAGCCGCAU